AUGGAAUCAUCCGCGUCCGGUUCAGGAGAAUCGCAAUCUCAAAAAAGAAGUGUUAUUUGGAUGCAUUUCACCAAUAUAUCGGAAGCUAAUGCAAAGUCUAAUCUUUGUAAAAAUAUUUAUUCGCAUAAAAAUGGAAACAUUAGCAAUUUAAGGAAGCAUUUGAAAACUAAACAUCCGACUCUUUCAUUGGAAGGAGAAAGGGCAAAACGGCGGGUGGAAGACGAAAAUAUGCCUAGGUGCAAAAGGAACUUAGUUUCAGCAUCUGUACCCAAUACCUGGAUUUCUGAUAUACUACCAAAGUCUUGUAGAGCAUUCCAGAUAGCAAUAGCGAGAUGA
Acanthoscelides obtectus is the source of this 336-nucleotide messenger RNA. The record is from the annotation of a GenBank genome assembly. NCBI's taxonomy places the organism in Eukaryota, Metazoa, Arthropoda, Insecta, Coleoptera, Chrysomelidae.